Uranotaenia lowii is the source of this 1852-nucleotide messenger RNA. RefSeq lists its product as uncharacterized. The record is from RefSeq and is a predicted model, not a curated record. Bases 131 to 1852 code for a protein of 573 amino acids. Lineage: Eukaryota; Metazoa; Arthropoda; Insecta; Diptera; Culicidae. The transcript is spliced from 2 exons. Gene Ontology annotation, biological process: proteolysis. Gene Ontology annotation, molecular function: zinc ion binding; aspartic-type endopeptidase activity; nucleic acid binding.
AUGGAACGGAGGGCAGUUGAUGCAAGUUUCUUGGUCGGAAGAAUAAAGUUAAUUCUGUGCUAUAAACAAGUGUAAUUCCUUUCUGUUGGUUCCGAAUCAUCCCCCACAAUUUUGGCGACGAGGAUUAACAAUGGUAGAUGAUAGCCGGCCAGUGCAGCAAUUUCGUUGCGAUGAUAUUGAAAAACAUCGUUUGUAUAAUGAAUGGAGGAUCUGGAAGGGCGCUUUAGAGUGCUAUUUCGAAGCCUACGAUAUCGAGGAUCAGAAGAAGAAACGAGCCAAGCUUCUCCACUUGGGAGGACCUCAACUCCAACGUGUUUUUUAUAACCUUCCGGAUCGUGAGAAUUUUCCUCUCGUUUCGGUGGAAAAGCAAUGGUAUGACGUCGCAAUCAAUGCACUUGAUAGAUUUUUUCAACCGUGCCGGCAGGAUUGUCUUGAACGUCACAAGUUAAGGCAAAUGAAGCAAAAAGACGGAGAAAGAUUUUCUGACUUUACGUUGCGAUUACGGCAGCAAGCUUCAGAUUGUGGCUUCGAUAAGUAUCCGAUCGAGGUCAGAGAUGUUUUAACAGAGAUGUUUCUUACGGACGCGAUAAUUGAGGGUUGUUUGUCUGUGGAUUUACGCCGUCGCAUCUUACAGCAAGAUCGUUCACUUACAGAGAUAGAAUCUCUAGGUGUAGCUUUGGAGAGUAUCGAAGUACAAGUGAGGGACUUAAACGGAAAGCCAAAGGAGAAUUCUGUUGGACAUCAUGCGUACAAAAUUACCGCUGCAUCUGACAAAGGUCGCAAUCCUAAGCCACGAGAAGUACAACACGAUUUUAAGAAGUUUAACAAAUUCUCCUACCCUCGGAUCUACCGAUGCUAUAACUGCGGCCGGCGCGACCACAUCUCUACUGACAGGGGAUGCCCAGCACGAAACAUCGAGUGUCGUAGGUGUAAAAUUACUGGACAUUAUGAGUCUUGUUGCCGUCUGCGAAACUCGAAGAAGCCAAUUUCGUCAGAGAAGAAUCGAAUUCGUGCUGUAGAAGAGGAAACAAGCGUACACACUCAGUUAAAUAAAAGACACUCAGAGCAGCCAGACUCGAAUAAAACCUACUAUACAUUCUAUUCGGGGAACAACACCAAUGUUAUCUCGUGUAAAAUUGGUGGAGUCGAUGUGGAUCUACUCGUCGAUUCGGGAUCGGAUGCCAACCUCAUUCCGGAUUCAGAAUGGGAACGGUUGAAACAAGCCAAGGUCGUCGUACGCAAAUGUAUCAAAGGUAGCUCCCGAAUCCUAAAAGGCUAUGCAAACGACUCGCCUUUGCCUAUCAUCGGAACAUUUGUAGCAAAUGUUAAAGCUGGAAGCAGUUCGGUCGAGGCAGAGUUUUAUGUCAUCAAAGGAGGACAGCGGUCUUUGCUCGGCGACAGUACUUCCAAACAGUUGGGACUCCUCAAGGUUGGAUUGGACGCGUACCAGGUUUCGAGUGAUACAAAACCAUUCUCUAAGAUCAAAGAUAUCCAAGUGCAAAUUCAUAUGGAUCCGACUGUAAAGCCAGUUUUCCAACCCAUUCGGCGAAUCCCAAUACCGCUUGAAGAGGCCGUCAAUCGGAAGUUGGAGCAGCUACUCGUUAAAGAUAUAAUCGAGGUAAAGCAAGGGCCAGCAUCUUGGGUGUCUCCUCUCGUUGUCGUCGGUAAGUCCAAUGGAGAACCUAGGAUUUGCCUGGACCUUCGUCGCGUCAAUGAAGCGGUUCUUCGGGAGAGACACCCGAUGCCCGUCGUCGACGAGUACCUUGCAAGGUUAGGAAAAGGAAAGUACUGGAGUAAGUUGGACCAUCAAGGAAGCGUUUCUACAAGUCGAGCUAGCGGAAGAGUCACGUGA